AUUAAUAUUGUCACAAUUCCCACCCUUGUGAGAGGCGACCAUAGUGGUCCUGACCAUCAUAUUGGUAUCCACUUCAGUUAUACGCGAAGAAACACCUGAUGAACUAGUGUAACCUGUAGAAAAGUUCUAAUCUCUGUUAACGUACGGAUAGAGGUGAUUGUGCGAAAACCAAACACUUUUUUAACGAUAAAAAAUCUAAGAUUAAGUUUUUUCCAAUUAUAAAUGUGAACUGUGAAAAAAAGUGUACAUUUUUAAGUGCGAAAAAAUGAAGUUUGCUAUCGCUACUACAAGUGCUACUUCAUAGAAAGUAUAAUUCUCUUAUCUCACGUAAAUCCAUGUAUAAAACUUAAAUUAAUGCUAAAAAGUCAACAAUCACCUACGUGUUAAAAAAAUAUGAAAUUUUUAAAUUUCAAAUUUCAUACUGGCGAUGAGUAAUAGAAAAUAUUCAAGAAUAUUAUCUAAAGAUAGUGAUAUUUAGCAUCGUUUGUCUAACUUUACGGAUAUUUUCUGUUAUGCAAAUUUAUUUAAAUUGAUCAGUUCAAAAAACAGGUAUAUUACUGUUUUGUUGGAGCAGGAUUAAUAAACAAGUUGGAAUAUAUUAUCCAUUUUAAUCAGCCUUGAGAACGACAGAGGACCACUAUUCUAACAAAAGUCUAUGUGUAAAACAAUCAAGAUGCCUUCCAAAAUCCUUAAGGAAGAACUAAACAGGGGAGUUCUGUUUCCCACCAGUACAAACGACCAAAAACAUUACGAAAAAGAUGAUAUAACAGAACAAAACAGCAAUUCUGAUGAUAACAGAUUCAAAAAGGAGAAAGAAAUCUUGAAUGGAGCGUUAAAGGACAAAACAUUACCUGCCGGUCCUUCAGAUUACCUGAAGGAUUCUCCUGGCAAUUCUGUUAUUGCUUCUAAUGGUAACAGAAAACACUGCUACGAUAAUGAGCUGUUUAUAAAGAAAGAAAAAGAGAACGAGGAAAAGCAUUGUGAAUAUUUGCGGGAAAAAGUUGAAGCAAAUGGUCCAGGCUUCUCUAGACAUAAUAAACAAAUCUCAUCAUCAAAAGACGAUUGCGCUGACGAUACGGACUCGUCUACUAUUAUAUCCGGUAGUGUUAUUGAGGAGCCAGUUUUAGAUGCACCCAUUGUUCCAGAAACAUCGUAUUCGUUAAAGUGCAAAAUCGAUAAUAUAAACGAUGAAAAUUUGUUGAGAAAGUGUAAAAUUGUGCCCAUGUCUAAAAUGGAACGGGAAAACUUGAUGGAGCGCAUGUACAUGGCCCAAAUGAAAAUUGUUACAGAAAUUGUUUCUAAGGAACCCAAAUACAACAAGGAUACAUUCAAGCGCCUUUUCUUGUCACACGAACUGCUAGAACAGCUAUUUAAAUUGUUCGACCAAUCCAGAGAUCAUCAAUUGCCACAAGAAAAAUUCAUCGAAUUCCUUAAACAAAGAGUAACCAGCGAGAAACAGAUAGAUUUUGCCGAGCAGCUGGAGAGUGUGGCCUAUUGCCUUUGUGGUGACGAUGCCAUAAAAUUGCCGCAGUUCAUUCAGAUAUUUAAUGCGAAGGGUAUCAUUGACAAACUUUAUAGACUGAUCGAUCAAGAGAAUAGCGGAUCUUUGACAUCUGAACAAAUUAUGGAGUUCAUAGCUGCAGUUACCAACAUACGGCCAAGAACUGGUUUUGACAAAAGUAGCUUGGAAUGGCUAGAGCAACUUUUCAGGCAAACCGUAGGGAACGAUAAGGAAAUUAAAAGAGAGGAAUUUACAAAAAUUGUAGUAUCAAAAAAUCCCUUCUUUACCGAUAGAGUAUUUGAAAUAUUUGAUAAGGAUAAUUCUGGAUCCAUAUCCCUACAAGAAUUUUUGGAUGCAAUGCACCAGUUUGCAGGGCAAUCACCAGAAGAUAAAAUACGAUUUCUUUUCAAAGUUUACGAUCUUGACGGCGAUGGACUGAUUCAAAUAAAGGAACUGCAGCAUGUCAUAAGGGCUUGUAUGGAAGAAAAUGGAAUGCAGUUUAGCGAAGAGCAAGUGGACGAGUUAACCAUGGCCAUGUUUGAAGAUGCUGAUACUGAAAAUAGGGGUGCCAUCACUUACGAAGCCCUUAAAGCCCAACUUGAAAAACACGGUGGUCUUUUGGAGAAUUUAUCGAUAAGUAUAGACAGAUGGCUGGUUCCACCGAAACCAGUAAAUCAAAAGACUUCAUUACUUCAGAAAAUUUGGGCAUUACGACCUUAUCAACUAUCUGUACCGUACGUUAGGAAUAAUUAUGUCUACCUGAUAUUUUUAUUGGGAUUUUUUGUUUUGAAUAUCGCUUUAUUUGUAUCUCGCGCAUUCCAGUAUAGAUAUUCUAACUGGUAUACAAUAUUUGCCAGGGCCUGUGGACAAUGUUUAAAUUUCACUUGCAUGUUUAUACUAGUUCUUAUGUUGAGGCAAAGUAUUACAUUUUUGCGGACCAGAGGCUUCGGCGCUUUUUUACCAUUGGACCAACAUAUUUACUUUCACAAACUGACAGGGUGGCUUAUUUUUGCUUACAGUUUUAUCCAUACUGUUAUGCAUUGUCUCAAUUUUAGUUUGGUUGUUGUACAUAGUCCGGAAAUAAAUCCCAAAAAUUUCACGGUUGCUGAAUGGCUUUUUACAAGUCGGCCAGGACUUUUUGGACUCAUUGGGGGUUGGGCAAAUCCCACAGGAGUUUUACUAUUUAUCAUUCUGUUAAUUAUGUUCAUCUGUUCCCAAGCAUUUGUUCGUAGGGGUGGUUGUUUCGAGAUCUUCUAUUGGACCCAUUUGCUAUAUGUCCCUUUCUGGAUAUUCUUGAUUCUUCAUGGCCCUAACUUUUGGAAAUGGUUUGCAGCUCCGGGUGUAAUGUACCUUGCAGAGCGUAUAGUGCGGUUGUGCUGGAUGAAAAGCAAAAGGGGAAAAACUUAUAUUAGUUCGGGAAUUCUUUUGCCCUCUAAAGUUACGCAUCUUGUUAUAAAAAGACCGCUGAAUUUUGAUUUUCAUCCUGGUGACUACGUUUUCGUAAAUAUUCCGGCUAUUGCGAAAUAUGAGUGGCACCCUUUCACCAUAAGCAGUGCUCCAGAACAAGAAGAUUAUAUGUGGUUACACAUUCGGGGAGUUGGUGAAUGGACGAAUAGGCUAUACGAAUAUUUUGAAAGGGAACAGGAGAGGCUUCAUAAUGGGGAAGUGCAGCCUGUCACAUGUUCAAACGAUAAAAGGCUUUCGAAUGGAAGUAUAGCGUCAAAUAAUAAUCAAAAUCCGAUAAAAAAAAUCCAAGCAACUAUUACAAGAACAUUUUCUAAUCGUGAUCCUAACAAAAAGGUUGUCGCUCCGCAACUGAUUAGUUUUAGAAACGAAAAAAUUAAUUGUGAAGAAAAUCCUGUUUCGUGUUCGGAUGGAGAUUUAAAUGACACUGCUUCAUGCAGUAAAGAUUUGGUGCCGUAUCCCCUUUCGCCUCCCACAACUGAAAAAGAAAAGAGAUUGCACAGAAUAAUCUUUAUGGGUAGUAGAACUCUAGAAAAAUCGUUGUCAAUGCCUGACAUGCAAACAAAACUAAAGAAAAAGGAAAGACUUUUAGCAUUAAGAGAAUAUAUGAGAUCUGAAUCGGAAAAAAGUUUCAACGAAUGUCAAAUGAGAAGGGCUAGACUCAGGUCAUUAGGGGUGGCUUAUUUAAGUCCGCAAAAUAAAUCCUUAGCCCAGAGCUUCAGAUACAUGAGAAAUAAGCCAACAAUUAUCGCUUUUAAAACCCCAAGUUUGGAAAAUUGCGAAGCAAAAGAUUCCAGCUAUUCCUUAGGAUCUAUCAGUACUGUUUCUCCCAAACAAAUACCGGACGAUAUCAGAAAUGCUGAAGAAGGUCGAACGUGCCAAUUUGCUGAAACGUCGGUUGGCUCUUUACAACAGAAAUCAGUUAACUAUCCUGUGGGGAAACCCCUAGAGACAAUAAGUGAAAAAGCUACUCCUAGAGAUAGUCAGGAAAUUCCAGAGCGGGACCUUAAAAAAAUGUUUAAACGGCUUCCACUGGGUGAAGGGACAGAGAUUUAUUUAGAUGGGCCUUAUGGUGCACCUUCUAGCCAUAUUUUUAGAGCCCAACACGCAGUAUUGAUAGCUACAGGUAUUGGUGUAACUCCAUUCGCAUCAAUUUUGCAAUCUAUUAUGCACAGAUACUGGAAAGCAAGACACACAUGUCCAAAAUGCAAAUUUUCAUGGGCAAGUGAUAUUCCACCAACCGUUAUGAACCUACGAAAGGUUGAUUUCUUUUGGAUAAACAGGAAUCAAAGAUCGUUCGAAUGGUUUGUAAAUCUUUUGUCCCAAUUAGAAAUAGAACAAGCGGAAUUGGGUAGCGCUAUGGAAAGAUUUUUGGAAAUGCAUAUGUACAUUACGAGUGCGCUCCAAAAAACCGAUAUGAAAGCAGUGGGAUUGCAAUUAGCACUAGACCUUUUACAUGAAAAGGAAAAGCGGGAUCUUAUAACAGGAUUAAAGACGAGAACCAACGCUGGACGUCCGAAUUGGGAUAAAGUUCUGAAGCAGAUAAGUGAUCAAAAAAAAGGAAAGGUUACCGUUUUUUAUUGUGGUCCUCCACAACUUGGUAGAAUACUUAGAGUUAAAUGUGAUCAAUUUGGAUUUAGUUUUAGAAAAGAAACUUUUUAGAAAUUUUUAUUUAACUUAACACGUGCCACAUUUUUUAAUGUACUAUCUAUUUAUUGUUUUUAUUGAAGAAAUGCCAUUUUUUAUCUGUUCUCUUUAAUUAUUAUGUACAUUUUUUCGCUAUUAUAAAUACGCAAUAGUAUUGUAUUACUUGUAUGUAAAUUUGUUAAUGUUUUAUAUUGUGUACGUAAAAGAUUUUUUAUAAU
Messenger RNA from Agrilus planipennis (emerald ash borer), 4830 nucleotides. Its product is annotated as NADPH oxidase 5. The transcript is spliced from 19 exons. Gene Ontology annotation, molecular function: calcium ion binding; superoxide-generating NAD(P)H oxidase activity. The record is from RefSeq and is a predicted model, not a curated record. NCBI's taxonomy places the organism in Eukaryota, Metazoa, Arthropoda, Insecta, Coleoptera, Buprestidae. The coding region runs from base 656 to 4627 and encodes 1323 amino acids. Gene Ontology annotation, cellular component: plasma membrane; NADPH oxidase complex. Gene Ontology annotation, biological process: defense response; superoxide anion generation.